This is a messenger RNA of Cynoglossus semilaevis (tongue sole), 5739 nucleotides long. RefSeq names its product glutamyl-prolyl-tRNA synthetase 1 (gene eprs1). Lineage: Eukaryota; Metazoa; Chordata; Actinopteri; Pleuronectiformes; Cynoglossidae. Gene Ontology annotation, biological process: prolyl-tRNA aminoacylation; translation; glutamyl-tRNA aminoacylation. The record is from RefSeq and is a predicted model, not a curated record. The coding region runs from base 1 to 5007 and encodes 1668 amino acids. Gene Ontology annotation, molecular function: proline-tRNA ligase activity; ATP binding; glutamate-tRNA ligase activity. The transcript is spliced from 35 exons. Gene Ontology annotation, cellular component: cytoplasm; aminoacyl-tRNA synthetase multienzyme complex.
AUGGCCUUAAAUCUCGUCAUCAACAGAACCAAUCCGCCUCUCGGAGCCCUUCUGGCUGCUGAGCAUGUGAAGAGCAGCGUUCAAGUGUCAGUGGAAGAGGGAAAAGACAACCACCUUCAUGUCUCUGAUGCUAUUGAGUUCAAUGACACCAACUCUAUCAGCCGGUACUUGGCUCGUGUGGCUCCUGCUCUUGGCCUGUACGGAACCAACAUGAUGGAGCAGACUGAGGUUGACCACUGGUUGGAGUUCAGUGCUCGUCGUCUGUGUGGUCAAGCUGGUUUGACUGAGGCGCUGGUGGAACUGGACAAAGCCCUGUCCCUGCGGACCUUCCUGGUGGGACAUGUCAUCACCCUGGCUGAUAUCUCUGUUUGGGCUGCCCUGAAGGGUCACAAGGAUUGGCAGAGCGAAGGAAAAACCUUUUCCCACGUCAGUCGUUGGUUUUACUUCCUCAGCUCCCAGGUUCCCUUCUCUGCUGUGAGCAACAAGUACAGCGCUAAGACAGCAGCAGGCAACAAAUCGCAAACAAGCGAGAAGAAGCAGGAUUUAGGAAAGUUUGUGGAUUUGCCAGGAGCUGAAAUGGGCAAGGUGGUGGUUCGAUUCCCACCUGAGGCCAGUGGAUACCUGCACAUUGGCCACGCAAAGGCUGCUCUGCUCAACCAGCAUUACCAGCUCACAUUCAAGGGCAAGCUGAUCAUGCGCUUUGAUGACACCAACCCAGAGAAGGAAAAGGAAGACUUUGAGAAGGUGAUCCUGGAAGAUGUUGCCAUGCUCCAGAUCCAUCCUGACCAGUUCACCUACACUAGUGACCAUUUUCCCAAAAUAAUGGAGUUUGCUGAACAGCUGCUCACUGAGGGCAAGGCCUACAUUGACAACACCCCACCUGAGCAGAUGAAGCAGGAGAGGGAGCAGCGCGCCGAGUCCCAGUGCAGAAAUAACACUCUGGAGAAGAACAGGAAGAUGUGGGCAGAGAUGAAAGCUGGAACAGAGUUUGGUCAGACCUGCUGCAUGAGAGCCAAGAUGGACAUGAACUCCAACAACGGCUGCAUGAGAGACCCCACCCUGUACCGCUGCAAAACCCAGAGCCACCCCCGCACCGGAAAGACCUUCAACGUCUACCCCACCUAUGACUUUGCCUGCCCGAUUGUGGACAGCUUGGAGGGUGUGACCCACGCUCUCAGGACCACCGAGUACCACGAUCGCGACGAGCAGUUCUACUGGAUCAUCGAAGCCCUGCGCCUCAGGAAACCCUACAUCUGGGAGUACGCCCGACUCAACCUCAACAACACCGUGUUGUCCAAGAGGAAGCUGACCUGGUUUGUGGACCAGGGGUACGUCGAUGGAUGGGACGACCCCCGGUUCCCCACCGUCAGAGGAGUCCUGAGGAGAGGAAUGACCGUGGAGGGUCUGAAACAGUUCAUUGCUGCUCAGGGAGGAUCCAGGUCUGUGGUGAACAUGGAGUGGGACAAGAUCUGGGCCUUUAAUAAGAAGGUCAUUGAUCCAGUGGCGCCCAGAUUCACGGCUCUGUCUGCCUCCUAUUCUGUUCCUGUGUUUGUCCCGGAGGCUGUAGAACAGAUGAAGGAAGUGGCCAAACACCCUAAAAACACAGACGUUGGCAUGAAGGAGGUUUGGUUCAGUCCCAGAGUUCUGAUCGAAGGUGCGGACGCUGAGACUCUGUCCGAGGGCGAGGUGGUCACGUUCAUUAACUGGGGAAACCUCAUCAUCACCAAGAUCAACAAAGGGGCCGACGGUAAGGUGGUUUCCUUGGAGGCUCGUCUGAACCUGGAGAACACGGACUACAAGAAGACCACAAAGAUCACCUGGCUGGCCGAAACGAAAAGCGCUCCACUGGUGCACACCAUCUGCAUCAACUACCAGCCGCUCAUCAACAAAGCUGUCAUCACUAAAGACGACGACUUCAAAGACUACAUCAACAAGAACAGCAAGUCGGAGGAGAAGAUGCUGGGAGAUCCCUGUCUGAAGAGCCUUAAGAAAGGUGACAUCAUUCAGCUGCAGAGACGAGGCUAUUACAUCUGCGACGAGCCCUAUGAGCCCGUCAGUCCUAACAGCUGUAAGGAGAGCCCCUGUGUCCUGCUCUACAUCCCUGAUGGUCACACCAAAGAAAUGCCCACAGCUGGAUCCAAGGACAAGAACAAGAGCCAAACAUCGAGCAACACGUCUGCCAAACCUGCCAAGGCUGCAAAAACUGCAGCUCCUGCCCCUGCUCCUGCCCCUGCCCCAACCACUGACAUCUUCCACAGCAUUAUAGCUCAGGGUGAUGCCGUCCGUCAGCUGAAGACGGCCAAAGCCCCUAAAGAAGAAGUGGACAAGGCAGUUCAGCAGCUGCUUUCUCUGAAGGCUCAGUUUAAGGAGCAGACAGGUAUGGACUAUAAACCAGGUAUGGCUCCUCCCACCCCGGCUCCAGCUGAACCCAAACCAUCAGCCGAACCCAAACCAUCAGCCGACACCAACGCUUGUCCGUACACCCGUGUCACUCAGCAGGGGGAGCUGGUCAGGAAACUGAAGGCAGAGAAGGCCCCAAAGGAGCAGAUCGACGGAGCCGUGAAGACGCUCCUCGCCCUAAAGGCAGAGUUUAAAAAGCUGACUGGUCAGGAGCGUAAACCAGGAAUGGCCCCGCCCACCGCCACCACCACCACCACCUCCUCCCCUUCUCCUUCCCCUGUGGCCUCCUCCUCUUCCUCCUCCUCUUCCUCAGGCCUUUAUGAGCGUGUUGCGCAACAGGGAGAGGCUGUGAGGAAGCUGAAGUCUGAGAAAGCCCCGAAGGACCAGGUAGAUGCAGCAGUUAAACAGCUGCUGGUCCUGAAGGCAGAGUACAAGCAGCUCACAGGUCAGGAUUACAAACCCGGUGAGGCCCCUGUCCAAAAGACCACCCCCACACCCGCCCCUGCUCCAGUCCGAGGCAGCUCCGCCCCUGCUGCUACCGGUCUCUAUGAGAAAGUUACUGCACAAGGAGAGUUGGUCAGAAAACUGAAGGCUGAGAAGGCAGCAAAGGAUCAGGUCGAUGCUGCAGUAAAGGAGCUGUUGACUCUGAAAGCCGAGUUCAAACAGCAGACGGGACAGGAUUACAAACCAGGACUUCAAGUCCCUGCAAGUCCUGCCUCCACCCAAACAACCACGAUGGCAGCUACACCGGCCUCCACGUUGUCAGAGGCACAGGAGAUUUUUGCACGAGUGGCCCAGCAGGGGGAGCUGGUGAGAAAGCUAAAGUCUGAGAAGGCUCCAAAGGAUCAGGUAGAUGAAGCAGUAAAGACUCUGCUGGACCUGAAGAACAAGUACAAAAAUCUCACAGGAGAGGAAUACAAACCAGUAGCCGCCACUGGGGGCACAGGUGGAGAUGAGAAGAACCGCAAGGAAAAGGAGAACAAGUCUGAGAAACAGGGAGGAGGAGGAGGCAAGAAGGGCAAAGGAGACAAGGGCGGACAGGGCAAGGAGUCAUCGGCCGGAGCAGGAGGAGCAGGAGAUGGACAGGGAUCCAAGAAACAAACACGGUUGGGCUUGGAGGCCAAGAAGGAGGAGAACUUGGCUGACUGGUAUUCUCAGGUUAUCACUAAAGCAGAGAUGAUCGAGUAUUACGAUGUCAGCGGCUGCUACGUGCUGCGACCCUGGUCCUACGCCAUCUGGGAGUCCAUCAAGGAUUUCUUUGACCGGGAAAUUAAAAAGAUGGGAGUGGAGAACUGCUACUUCCCCAUGUUUGUCUCUCAGGCUGCCCUGGAGAAGGAAAAGUCUCACAUCGCAGACUUUGCUCCAGAGGUUGCCUGGGUAACCCGGUCUGGAAAAACAGAGCUGGCAGAGCCCAUUGCUGUCAGACCAACCAGUGAGACAGUCAUGUAUCCAGCUUACGCAAAAUGGGUCCAGUCCCACAGAGACCUGCCCAUCAAACUGAACCAGUGGUGUAACGUUGUGAGGUGGGAGUUUAAACACCCCCAACCCUUCUUGAGGACUCGUGAGUUCCUGUGGCAGGAAGGACAUUCAGCGUUUGCCACAAGAGAGGAAGCAGUUGAAGAGGUGAUGCAGAUCCUGGAGCUCUACGCCAGGGUGUACGAAGAGCUGCUGGCCAUCCCCGUGGUCAGGGGACGGAAGACAGAGAAGGAGAAGUUUGCAGGAGGAGAUUACACCACCACUGUGGAGGCUUUCAUCUCUGCAAGUGGAAGAGCUAUCCAGGGAGCUACGUCCCACCAUCUGGGUCAGAACUUCUCCAAGAUGUUUGAGAUCAUCUUUGAGGAUCCAAAGAAACCUGGUGAGAAGGAGUAUGCCCACCAAAACUCCUGGGGAAUCACAACCAGGACCAUCGGUGUCCUCACCAUGAUCCACGGAGACAACAUGGGACUGGUGCUGCCCCCUAGGGUCGCCUGCCUUCAGGUUGUCAUCAUUCCAUGUGGAAUCACUGCCUCCUUACCAGAGGAGGACAAGGAGGCGCUGUUAACCCAGUGUGGCAAAUACCUGAAGAAGCUGCAGGAGGCGGGCGUCAGGGUGAAGUCUGACCUCCGAGAGAACUACUCCCCAGGAUGGAAGUUCAACCACUGGGAACUCAAGGGAGUUCCAAUUCGACUCGAAGUGGGGCCCAAAGACAUGCAGCAGCGCCAGUGUGUGGCCGUGCGCAGAGACACCGGUGCAAAAAUAACAAUCCCAGAGGCAGAGGUGGAGACGAAGCUGCCCAUCAUGCUGGAGGACAUCCAGACCAACCUGUACAAAAAGGCUUCAGACGACCUCACGACUCACAUGGUGGCUGCACACUCCAUGGAAGAGUUCCAGAAAGAGUUGGACCAGGGCAAGAUCGUCCAGAUCCCGUUCUGCGGAGAUAUUCCCUGUGAGGACUCUAUCAAGAAAAUCACCACGAGGGACCAGGACCUGGAGGCUGGAGCUCCAUCCAUGGGAGCAAAGGGUCUCUGUAUCCCCUUCUCCCCACUGAAGACCCUGCAGCCUGGGCAGGCGUGCAUCAACUGCCAGAAGCCUGCACAGUUCUACACCAUGUUUGGAAGAAGCUACUAAAAUCCUGAUUGACCUUUGACCGUCGUAGUUUAAAGGGCUUUCUUCAUCCCCCCUGUGUUCAUUCAUCCUAUCCUUAUACAGUAGACCAUAAGACCACCAGAUCUGUGGGAGUGCCCUUGUGUUUUUCUUUAUUCUGUUUCAGUGAAUCUGAAAAUCCAUAGAAAUAACUAUAAAUAAUAAUAGUCAUUUCUCAAGUCAAUGAAUGACGUUUAAAAGCAACUGCUACAUUUGGAAAUGUUCUUUUUUACUAUUAUUAUUUUUAUGGCCUUACUAAAAAUUCUGUAUCAUGAAAUGUUAAACCUUAAACCCAUGUUUCAGUGAUCAUGUUGUGUCAUACAUCAGUGUUUCUGUCAACAGCAUUAAUGAGUGUGUUCGCCCUCUGUGACAUCUGGUAAAAACCUAACAAGCACUCAUGGGGGGGAGUUAGGGAGGGGGAGGGUGCUCUGUCACGUGAACAGUACUGUGCACAUCUCCAGUCCCUUGUUUCUCAGCCAAACUCUCUCAGGAAUCUGCCAGUAGUCAGGUGUGUUGGUGGCUGUUGUCACACCAGCACACGCUGCGCUCUGUUGAACUCUUCAUGCUGCGCGGCCCGACGAUGAAAACACCCAACAAAGCCAGCUGCGAAGAUUGGCUACGUACAUGUAGCCUUAUGUCAGUCUCUGAUGAAAGAACUUACCAACUUGUCUAAUAAUAAAAAAAAUAAAAAUGAAAAGCAAUAAAAAAGAAAACUGU